AUGAUCGCAACUGGCGUUUGUGGCGUCGUCCUGGUGCUGGUGUUGGUGGUUUUGAUCCCGGUCGUGGUGAACUCCGCCGGGACACCAGCCCGCUACGAGAUGCUCGGAUCCUGUCAGAUGGUGUGCGAUUCCCACGGGACCGCGGCCACGGCCACGGCGAAGGCGACCAACACGAUCAAAGACAACCGCUUGGUUCAGUCGCUACCGACGUUUAUCCAGGGUCCUCAAGGCGAGCCAGGGCGCAUGGGCAGGAUGGGUCCGAGGGGCCCGAGUGGCCAACCCGGACCACCCGGCCCUGCUGGCCCGCCCGGGGAGAGAGGGGAACCGGGUCCCCCUGGCCCGCCCGGAGCAAAUGGGCCCACCGGUGCCAUCAGCGCAGCCACUUACAGCACCGUCCCGAAGAUAGCGUUUUAUGCAGGGUUGAAGAAGCAACAUGAGGGAUAUGAAGUGCUGAAAUUCGACGAUGUGGUCACUAAUCUUGGCAACCACUACGACCCUUCUUCAGGGAAAUUCACCUGUUCAAUACCCGGGAUUUACUUCUUUGUUUACCAUGUGCUCAUGCGAGGCGGGGAUGGAACCAGUAUGUGGGCUGACCUCUGUAAAAACAACCAGGUGAGAGCCAGUGCCAUCGCCCAAGACGCCGACCAAAACUACGACUAUGCCAGCAACAGUGUUGUUCUCCAUCUGGAGCCCGGGGAUGAGAUUUACAUCAAACUGGACGGUGGAAAGGCGCACGGAGGCAACAACAACAAGUACAGCACCUUCUCUGGCUUCAUGGUGUACGCCGACUGA
Messenger RNA from Myripristis murdjan (pinecone soldierfish), 792 nucleotides. RefSeq names its product complement component 1, q subcomponent-like 3b (gene c1ql3b). The record is from RefSeq and is a predicted model, not a curated record. The transcript has 2 exons. Bases 1 to 792 code for a protein of 263 amino acids. Lineage: Eukaryota; Metazoa; Chordata; Actinopteri; Holocentriformes; Holocentridae. Gene Ontology annotation, molecular function: protein binding.